Messenger RNA from Exophiala bonariae, 1023 nucleotides. RefSeq names its product Malate dehydrogenase, cytoplasmic (gene MDH1). Gene Ontology annotation, biological process: tricarboxylic acid cycle; malate metabolic process. Gene Ontology annotation, molecular function: L-malate dehydrogenase (NAD+) activity. The record is from RefSeq and is a predicted model, not a curated record. Gene Ontology annotation, cellular component: cytoplasm; mitochondrion. The transcript is spliced from 6 exons. NCBI's taxonomy places the organism in Eukaryota, Fungi, Ascomycota, Eurotiomycetes, Chaetothyriales, Herpotrichiellaceae. The coding region runs from base 1 to 1023 and encodes 340 amino acids.
AUGUCUUUCGCACGACAGGCUUAUGCUCAGGUCCAACGUAGGGCGUUUACCGCCUCUGCGAGACAGUCCUCAAAAGUCACUGUUCUUGGUGCCGCUGGUGGCAUUGGCCAGCCAUUGUCCCUGUUGAUGAAACUGAAUCCUCGCGUUUCCCAACUGGCUCUUUACGAUAUCCGUCUUGGUCCAGGUGUUGCCGCCGACAUCAGUCACAUCAACACAAAGAGCACCGUCAAGGGUUAUGAUCCAACGCCUUCAGGUCUCAAGGAGGCUUUGUCCGGUGCCGAGAUCGUCCUCAUUCCCGCUGGAGUUCCCCGAAAGCCCGGCAUGACUCGUGAUGAUCUCUUCAACACCAACGCCAGCAUCGUCCGCGAUCUUGCAAAGGCUGUGGCUGAUGCCGCACCCAACGCCAAUGUCUUGGUCAUUUCCAACCCCGUCAACUCCACCGUUCCCAUCGUUCGCGAAAUCUUCAAGUCCAAGGGUGUCUACAACCCCAAGCGUCUCUUCGGUGUCACUACCCUGGAUGUUGUCCGUGCCUCUCGAUUCGUCUCCGAGAUCAAGGGAACCGACCCCGCCGAUGAGAACAUCACCGUUGUUGGUGGCCACUCCGGUGUUACAAUUGUGCCAUUGAUCUCGCAGUCUGGCCAUACCGAUAUUGCUGGGGAGAAGCUCGAUGCUCUUGUCAACCGUAUCCAAUUCGGUGGUGAUGAGGUCGUCAAGGCCAAGGAUGGUGCUGGCUCUGCAACACUCUCCAUGGCUAUGGCUGGUGCCCGAUUUGCUGAGAGUCUGUUGAAGGCAUCUCAAGGUGAGAAGGGUGUCAUUGAGCCCACCUUUGUCGAAAGCCCUCUCUACAAGGACCAAGGAGUCGACUUCUUCGCAUCCAAGGUCGAGCUUGGCCCCGAAGGUGUCGAGAAGAUCCAUGAUCUUGGCAAACUCACAACCCAUGAGGAGAAACUGGUUGAAGCCGCAUUGGCAGACUUGAAGAAGAACAUCCAGAAGGGAGUGGACUUUGUCAAGGCUAACCCAUAA